Molecule: messenger RNA, 1557 nt
Organism: Verticillium alfalfae VaMs.102
Lineage: Eukaryota; Fungi; Ascomycota; Sordariomycetes; Glomerellales; Plectosphaerellaceae
Product: choline transport protein
Exons: 5
Coding region: 1-1557 (518 amino acids)
Biological process (GO): transmembrane transport
Cellular component (GO): membrane
Molecular function (GO): transmembrane transporter activity
Source: RefSeq, a predicted model, not a curated record
AUGAGUUCUCCCGACGGCAACAUCGUGGCGGCGCCUAGUGUCAAAAGAAGUUUGGAGGCGACCGACAUGAAGGAAAUGGUAGACGCCGAUGAGCUCCGGCUCGCUCAAAUGGGCCAUACCCAAGAACUCAAAAGACACUUUAGCACCCUCAGCCUGAUUGGCCUUGCUUCCACGACGACCAUUUCCUGGACCGGUCUGGGUCUGGGUCUGAUCACCGAGAUUGGAGCUGGCGGCCCGGGCGCUGUCAUCUACGGCUUCAUCCUCGUCACAACUCUGCAGUGUUUCCUCGGUGCUUCGCUGGCCGAGUUUGUCUCCUCGUAUCCGACCGAGGGAGGCAUGUACCACUGGAUCGCUGCUGUGGCGCCACGGAGGGCCACCGGCCCCCUAAGCUUCUUCACAGGCUGGUUCAGCGUGCUUGGCUGGAUUUUCACCACUGCUUCGACAAACAUUAUCUACGCCCAGAUUCUCAUGGCAUUGAUUGCUUUGUACAACGAAACCCUUGAAAUCAAGGCUUGGCAAACUUUCAUCGUGUAUCAGGGGCUAAACCUGAUCACUGCCAGCAUCGUCAUGUUCGGCAACCGCAUUAUUCCCGGUCUGAACAAAUUCUCCUUGUUUUACCUCCAAAUCGGAUGGCUCGUAGUCUUGAUCACCGUGGCGGCGUGUGCACCUACGCACCGAAGUGCAGAGUUUGUCUUCAGGACAUGGAUCAACAAUACCGGUUGGGAGAACCAGGUCAUCUGCUUCAUCACCGGUCUCGUCAACCCUCUGUACAGUCUGGGUGGCUUGGAUGGUGUCACUCACAUCACCGAGGAGAUGCCCAACCCGUCGCGCAAUGCUCCUCUUGCGAUCGCAAUCACCCUGAUCAUUGCCUUCUGUACUGGCAUCACCUAUCUCAUCACCCUCAUGUUCUCUAUCCAGGAUUUUGACGCACUUACCACCAACAACACCGGCCUGCCGCUGGCGGAGCUCUUCCGUCAAGUCACGCAGCACGCAGGAGGCGCGUUCGGCUUGACUUUCAUCUUGUUCGUCGCUCUAGGCCCCUGCGUCGUAAGCUCCCAAUUGAGCACAGGCCGUGUUUUCUGGGCCUUUUCUCGUGAUGGCGCCAUGCCGUUCUCCAGGAUCUGGGCCAAGGUGCACCCUCGACUUCAAAUCCCUCUGAACUCGCAGAUUGCCGUGACUACAGUCGUCGCGCUCCUCGGCUGCCUCUACCUCGGAUCGUCCACAGCCUUCAACUCGUUGCUUGGCACUGCCGUUACGAUCAACAACAUGUCCUACAUGGUUCCGAUUCUGACGAACCUCCUCACCGGUCGGAGAAACAUGCAUCGUGGCGUUUUCCACAUGGGCAAUAGGAUCGGCCUGAUCGUGAACACAGUCACGGUCUGCUGGCUCACAUUCGCUAUAGUCUUUUUCUCGUUCCCCUACGUCCAGCCGGUCACUGUCCAGAACAUGAACUAUACUUGCGUCGUCGUUGGGGGCCUCGUCAUACUCAUUUCGGGGUGGUGGUUCCGGGUGGGAUCCGAGUAUACUCAGACAAUGCUCAAGGCGAAGGAGGAGUAG